AUGAGUGAACCAGUUGGCAAGAGUGCUAAGUCGGUUAAGCCCGCCCCUAAAUUGUUAAUUGCUUACAAUUCAAUUUCUGCAUCUUUGUGGUCAGUAAUCCUUUUCAACACUGUUUUCUUGGGUCUCGCUCUAGGUCAACCUCAUUUAUUUGAAAAGACCAAUAAAAUUACCACCUUCAUUCAAUGUCUUGCUGUGGUUGAAAUUUUUAACUCGGCAUUGGGGAUCGUGAAAUCUCCACUUUUUACCACUUUUACUCAAGUAUUUUCUAGGUUAUUAAUUGUAUUGGGUAUUUGCCAGUAUUUACCAAAUUCUCCUGCCAAUUCUCAUUGGUGUUACAUCACUUUGAGCUUGUCUUGGUCUAUUACUGAAAUUAUCAGAUACUCGUUUUAUGCAUCAAAUUUAGCGGACCCUGAAAAAGUUCCAUACUGGUUGACAUAUUUGCGCUACACUACGUUUUACGUGUUAUACCCAACUGGUGUGGCUUCGGAGGUGUCAAUGAUCUAUCUCUCACUUGGGGAAGCAAAGGCUGUUGUUGGAGAUUGGUACUAUUACUUUUUGGCUGCGACUUUGUUGACUUAUCCUCCAGGACUUUACAUGUUGUAUACUUAUAUGAUUAAGCAAAGAAAGAAGGUAUUAGGGGGCUCAGUCAAGGCAGAAAAGAAGAACCAGUAA
Molecule: messenger RNA, 672 nt
Organism: Dujonia railenensis
Lineage: Eukaryota; Fungi; Ascomycota; Pichiomycetes; Serinales; Debaryomycetaceae
Source: the annotation of a GenBank genome assembly